Cotesia congregata is the source of this 1545-nucleotide messenger RNA. The record is from the annotation of a GenBank genome assembly. Lineage: Eukaryota; Metazoa; Arthropoda; Insecta; Hymenoptera; Braconidae.
AUGAAGAAAGAGAUACAAGAGUUUAAACUCGUGAUAGCUUUAACACUGGUUAGCGCACUGGUUAGCUUGCCUACACUGAAUUUAUUAUUUGGUGGUUUGCUUGGAAAAUUGUCACUAUCUGAAAAAAGAUAUCAAUUAGCAGCUCACAAACGAAAUAUAUCAGAUCAAAAAUUCAAUUACUACAAUCAAACUGCCCAAUAUUUUGAGCGAGAAUCUCAAAAGACCAAACAGUUCAAUACCUGGAACGUUGAUGUAAAGUCAAUUCGUUGGGACAAUAAAAAAAAAGCAGAAACACUCAACUCAAGACGUAAUAAACUCCAAGUGCUCUUAAGAAACGAAGAACAAGCAUAUAAACGAGAGUGUGAUCAAUUAAAAGCACGUAACGUUACAAAAGACAAGAUACCAUUGGAGGUGCUAGAAGAAAAAUUAAAAGAAAAACGCGCUGAAUUGAGCUUGUAUAAUCCUAAUAUUCAUCGCCGAUUAAAAUCGUAUUUUACUAAUCCUGCUGAAACAGAACGUGUCGAUUCGAAAUUACAAAAUACCGCAGAGCCAAUCACUCGUAAUCUAUCCCGAUUGUCUUUUGAUAAUUCAAAUUAUUUAAAAAAAAGAAGAUCAGACUCGCCAUUUAAAAACAAUUGUAAUACUCCUUAUAAUUAUAAAUCAUCACUAAUGGAUUACUCUAAUGAACAAAAUGAAAAAGCGUUUGACGAAAGAGCAGAUGCUUUCGCUGAAAAUCGGGAUUAUGCAACGUCCGAUCGAAUGGAUUACUCGAAAAAAGAUCCCGCUUUUGUGCCUGAUAGAAAAUUUAAAGAACGUUACGCUCACAGAAGUCUUGAAAAUACAAAUGUUUUUGAUACUGCUGGGCAUACACAUGACAUUUAUGAACAACAAGCCAUGACCGACAAGACAUCAGUUGUGGAGGCUUCCGAUGACGGUAUGCAUGAUAAAAGUAAUUUGGAAAAUCAAGAAGGAAACGACUCAGUUGAUUUCAUUUCGAGUGAAAACGUUGACAAUCAAGAAAGUAAUCCCAGUGGAGAAAUGGAUGAUUCAAAGGAAACUGCGUCUGACUACCCGGAACAACAGGAAGGUCCCCUGACGACGAUCACUAAUUCUUCAGAUAUGAUGGUAUUGUAUCUUAUGUACAAUGAUUUGCAGAAGAAAAUUGAAGACCUUGAGGUAAAAGAAAGUCGUGCAUGUUUGAAACAUCUUUGGGAAGAGACUCUGCGCUUGAGAGACAUGCGAAACCGUUUGGAGCUUUUGAGGGAGAAAAAAAUUUAUCAACGACGUGAUUUGCAUAUUGAUCCGUCAAGCAAGGAAGCAGCAUUAAACAAUAUUGAGAAACGUAGUAUUCAGCUUAAAAAACGCGAAGAUACAUGUGCUGAUUCAAAGAUGUACAGAAAAGCUUUAAUGAACCAGUUAGCCGAUGAAUGGGAGUCAUUGGGUGAAAACGACAAGAAGAUUAUUUCUCAAAGUUACGCUGAAGUAAUGAAAAAUGCUUCAUUGGAAAUAGAAUUUGAUAUUAUGGCCAGAAAAGGAUUUCAUUAA